UGGCGGCGGGGAGCGGGGCCGGCGCCCGCGCCCCCGCCCCGCGGCCCCGGCUGCCGCCGCGGCCCGGCGCCAGGGUGUAGCGUUUCCCCUGACCUUUCCGCGGCGCGGCCGAGCCGAGGCAGCGCCAUGGCGGAGCAGGCGGCGCGGAUCCCCGCCUCGGUGCCGCAGUUCACCAACUGCCCCACCAUGGUGGUGCUGGUGGGACUGCCGGCCCGCGGCAAGACCUACAUCUCCCGCAAGCUCACCCGCUACCUCAACUGGAUCGGCACCCCCACGCGCGUGUUCAACGUGGGGCAGUACCGGCGCGACGCCGUGCGCAGCUACAGCAGCUACGAGUUCUUCCGCCACGACAACCAGGAGGCCAUGCGGCUCCGCAGGCAGUGCGCUCUGGCUGCCCUCCAGGACGUCCGCACCUACCUCAGCUUUGAGGACGGGCAGGUGGCGGUGUUCGACGCCACCAACACCACGCGGGAGCGCCGGGACCUUAUCCUGCAGUUUGCCAAGGAGAACGGCUACAAGGUGCUGUUUGUGGAGUCCAUCUGCGAUGACCCCAACGUCAUCGAGGAGAACAUCAAGCAAGUGAAGCUGAGCAGCCCCGACUACCGGGGCUGCGCCCAGGAGGAGGUGGUGGCCGACUUCCUCAAGCGCAUCGACUGCUACAAGGCCACCUACGAGCCCCUGGACGACCAGCUCGACAGCGGGCUCUCCUACAUCAAGAUCUUCGACGUGGGGGUGCGCUACCUGGCCAACCGGGUGCAGGGCCACGUGCAGAGCCGCACGGUGUACUACCUCAUGAACAUCCACGUGGCCCCCCGCGCCAUCUACCUCAGCCGCCACGGCGAGAGCCAGCUCAACCUGCGCGGCCGCAUCGGCGGCGACUCGGGGCUCUCCCCCCGCGGCCGCCAGUAUGCCAAGGCGCUGGCCGAGUUCAUCCGGAACCAGCACAUCCGCGACCUCAAGGUCUGGACCAGCCACAUGAAGCGGACGAUCGAGACGGCCGAGGCCCUGGACGUGCCCUACGAGCAGUGGAAGGCGCUCAACGAGAUCGACGCGGGCGUGUGCGAGGAGAUGUCCUACGAGGAGAUCCAGGCCCGCUACCCGCAGGAGUUCGCGCUGCGCGACCAGGACAAGUACCGCUACCGCUACCCCAAGGGCGAGUCCUACGAGGACCUGGUGCAGCGCCUGGAGCCCGUCAUCAUGGAGCUGGAGCGGCAGGAGAACGUGCUGGUCAUCUGCCACCAGGCCGUCAUGCGCUGCCUGCUGGCCUACUUCCUGGACAAGAGCGCGGAGGAGCUGCCCUACCUCAAGUGUCCCCUGCACACGGUGAUCAAGCUGACCCCUGUGGCCUACGGAUGCGAAGUGGAGUCUAUCUUCCUCAACGUGGAGGCUGUGAACACGCACCGUGGGCGGCCCCAGAACGUCGACGUCAGCCGCCCCACAGCCGAAGCCCUGCUCACCGUGCCGCAGCACUACUGAGGCCCCCCUGGAUGCUGGGGGCCCCCCCCCGGAUGCCGGGGCCCCCUUGCCCGCUCUAGUAAAGGCUACAUUAACUGA
Dromaius novaehollandiae (emu) is the source of this 1554-nucleotide messenger RNA. RefSeq names its product 6-phosphofructo-2-kinase/fructose-2,6-biphosphatase 1 (gene PFKFB1). Bases 127 to 1476 code for a protein of 449 amino acids. Gene Ontology annotation, cellular component: cytosol; 6-phosphofructo-2-kinase/fructose-2,6-biphosphatase complex. The transcript has 14 exons. NCBI's taxonomy places the organism in Eukaryota, Metazoa, Chordata, Aves, Casuariiformes, Dromaiidae. Gene Ontology annotation, biological process: fructose 2,6-bisphosphate metabolic process; fructose metabolic process. The record is from RefSeq and is a predicted model, not a curated record. Gene Ontology annotation, molecular function: fructose-2,6-bisphosphate 2-phosphatase activity; 6-phosphofructo-2-kinase activity; ATP binding.